ACAGGCGCAAGCGCAAAACAAAGUCGUAAGGCAUUUCGGUCCCCACCAGCCGUAGCACCUCCUGCGGCAACUGGGAAUGCUCUAGAGGGACGCGCCAGCUCUAGAGGUUCGCUGUCCUUAGCAGCAGCGGAGAAGCAGCAGGAGCAGUGACUCCCCACGCUCUACGGAAGAUAAGGCAGCGCCCGUGGCUCAUCCAGCUGCACCUCCCGGCGUGCCCCGGCCCCGCUGGCUGCGGAAGAGAGCAGCAUGCCGGGAGCCGUAGUCUGCCCUCGCCUCUCGCCCGCGGCCCGGCGCCGAUCGCGGCUGCAAGCCCUCACCUCGGCAGUCUCUGUCCGCCUCCCCCUCCUGCCUUCGGAUGGAGGUCUCCGAGGAGCUGGAGAGCGGUCUCCUGACCCAGCCCUGGGCUUCUGUUCACUUUGGCGAGUCUGCUUUUCUUGCAAAAGUGUGCUUCAGGGAUACUGGCUAUAUCCUGCUGAUCUCUGACCUCAGUAGUGUCUGGUACGAGAGUGUAGACACCAAGGCUGUGGAACAGAGGUCCAAGGAGCUGAACAAGCGGCUGACGGUCAAUGUGUCCUCCUUCCUGAACCACUUGUGCAACCUGAUGUGCCCCUUGCUGGCAGGGCAGCCAGCACCUACCACCACAUUCUCCUGCAACCGCUCUGCCAGUGGCCUCAUCCUGCAUGUAAAGAGUGAGCUGUCAGGACUGCCCUUCUACUGGGACUUCCACUGCUGCCCUGCUCCCUUGGAAAUGGUGUCCCGUCACCUCGUGCGGCCCUUGAUUCGGAUGAACCUGGCGCUGCAGCACCAGGUGCAAGAGCUGAUCUCCCUGGUGCUCCAGAAGGAUGCUGAGAUUGAAGAUUACAGGGAGAGCGGGGCCACUCUCAGCAGAGACCGACUGCGGACAGAGCCCUUCCAGGAGGAGACAUUUCAGCAGAACUUCAUGACUGAGGCUCUGCGUGAGAGAUUGGAAAUCUCAGCCAUGGGCAAGUGUGUGGCAUCUCCUGGGUUUUCUCCAUCUGGUAUCAGACAGCUGUUGAACCAAGAAGAAAGAUUGACCAUCCUGAGGGAUGGAUGACUGUGCAGAGAAAGAGAUGACAAUGUCAAAGAAGGGAUGACCAUGCUGAAGAAGGAAAGACCACACCAAGGAAGGGAUAGAUAUACUGGAGAAGGGAAGACCAUGCUGAAGUAGGGAUGGCCAUGCCCAGAAUGGCACCGUGGAUGGACUGGUUCCCCAGCAGAAGAUGCUGUUAUGAAUGGAGGGAGGCAGAGCCUCCUCUGCUGAGAGGAAGGCUGGAAUAGUGUGAGACUUUGGGAUCUCUGCGUUCUCCCCAGGGAUGCUGUACUUGAUGCAAAGACCACUCAGUCAGGCAGACCCUUACCUUACUAAGGAAACCUCUCUGGGCAUUUCAACCCAAUACCUUUCCUGGGACAUUGUACUGGUCUUUCGGAGUCAAUCUCCAAGUAUGUAGCCAACAUCUGCCACCCAGUGCCAAAGCCAGCCAGUGGGACUGAGGACCUGGAGAGGGCAGUGCCUGGGCCUCUCUUGCAGUCCUUCUCCUAGCACGGGUGAGCUUUACACAACCUGCUCCCCAACACUAGAGAAGGUCCUUCAGAGGAUCCCAAAUUCCAGUUUGGAGGGACUCUGAGGCUCCUCUGUGCCCAGUUGCCCGCACUUGCAGACUGGCUCUGGCUCCACUGGGCCCAGAGCCUUUCCCAACCCUAUCCCAGACAGACGGAUAUCCCAAAACCCACUGGUCCCAGAGGCUCCCACUCAGUGUCCCUCUGGCUGAAUGAGGUGGUGUGCGUGUGCCCAGACUGUCCCCUCCUGUGACUGUACAGUACACACGGCUAAAUAUAUGUCUGUGCAGAUACAGGAUCUCAGAGGGGCUGAGUGAUGCUCCCUUUCUAUACCUCUUUUCAUGGAGAAAACUAAUGAGAUUCAUGUCAUUAAAGGGCUCAUGUUUUGUGGGAUGGGAACCUUUUAAACGGGAUGUGUCCUGGCUUAG
Molecule: messenger RNA, 2006 nt
Organism: Pipra filicauda (Wire-tailed manakin)
Lineage: Eukaryota; Metazoa; Chordata; Aves; Passeriformes; Pipridae
Gene: NHEJ1
Product: non-homologous end joining factor 1
Exons: 6
Coding region: 356-1075 (239 amino acids)
Biological process (GO): double-strand break repair via nonhomologous end joining
Cellular component (GO): nucleus; DNA ligase IV complex
Molecular function (GO): DNA end binding
Source: RefSeq, a predicted model, not a curated record